GUGACAUAUGCGGGCACAUCAAAUGAAUACACUUUUCCUGUGUGUAAACAGCAGCCUGUGUCUGACAUGACUAAGCAACCUCUCUGGCAGCGUGUUGAAUGCUGGAUUAACAGGCAUUAACAUCAAGCAAAGACUGUAAUUGGAUAAAGCUUGAGUGGAAAGAGCACAAGUUGACCACUCUCCCCACAGAGCACUUUAUUUAUUCCUGCCAGGCGGAGAGGCACCUUCAGUCUACUGAGUUUUGCCUUACAAGACGCAGACUGAGCUCAAGAAUGAAGCUCCUGCUCGGUUUGGCUGUCCUGGUACUGACAGUGGGGGUCCUUUACUCUGCCCCAGAGGACCAACCAACAGGCAUCUCAGAGGACACCUUGAGAGAGUUGUCCCAGAAUGGCGAGAAACUGGUGGAUGAGGAGGUGAGAAGAGCUCUGUAUGGGGUGAAGCAGAUGAAGGAGGUGAUGUGGAGGAACGAGCAGAAGCACGAACACCUCAUGAAGUCCCUCCAACACAGCAGCGAAAAGAAGAAGGGGGCAGCCCAACUGGCCAAGGAGGUGACUGAGAAGCUGGAGGAGGCGGAAGAGCAGUGUAAAGACUCCCUGCAGUCAGAGUGGGAGGAGUGCAGACCCUGUCUGGAAGAUGCAUGUAAAACCUUCUACACCUCCACUUGCCGCAGGGGAUUCGCCACUUUCCAUGCCAAGGUGGAGAACUUAUUCCGCAGAGUGUCCAGGCGAUUUGGCCCCCGCGAGCCUCAAAUGGAUGCAGGGGACAUCCUGGUGAAUCAGGGCGCUGACAACACUGACACUGAGAUUAUCCGCAUCAAGGAUACCUUCGACCGCCUGGCCAGCAAGGUGGGAACGCUGGUGAACCGCAGCGUGGCCCUGGUCUCUGGGAUGCGCAGAAGGCUUGACAAAGUCCUCCAGAGGGCCUUCCUGAACAACACAGACAUCCUGAUGGAGGAGACCACCUCAGACCCCUACAACCCCAGCCGGGACUCAGGCUUCCUGCAGGGUGUGGGAUUAGAGGAGGUGCUGGACUCCUUCUUCGACUUCGGCAAGAGUGUGGUGGAGGAGUUUGGAGCUGUGGUGACCCAGGCGUUUGAUGAACUCCAUGAGGCAGUGGAGGAAGAGAAGAAGAAAGUGAGGGAAGGUUUCCCUCGUUUCCUGCAGAACAGGAAGUUGUGCAGAGACCUUCGCAAACAGACCUCAGAGUGCUGGCAGCUGCAGAACCAGUGCGAGGCCUGCCAGGGAACCCUGCUCACAGAGUGCCCCAAUGUUCGGGAGCUGCAUGUGGAACUGGAUGAGGUUUCCCAGCUGCUGGACGUGUCCAAAGAGCAGUAUGAUGAGAUCUUGUCUAUUGUCCAGCGCCACACUGACGAAACGGUCGAAUGGCUUAGCAACAUGGCGUCUGAAUUCAGCUGGGUGGCUCAGUCUGUGAGCAACAGUGACGCUCCUGAAAACAUCUUCCGCAUCACCAUGGUGGCGCCAAAGAGCCACGAUGAACAGAAUAUGUCUGUGAGGGAGACAAACGUGGAGGUCCACAUCCUGAACUCCCCCCCUCUUAUCCUGUCUGUUCCUGGGGAGCUGGAGCUGCAGGACCCAGCCUUCGUCCAGUAUGUAGCCCAGGAGGCUCUGAGCAAAUACAAGGAGAUGGUCAGGUAUGAGGAUGACUAAAUCUAGUCUGUUUUUCUGAGCUUCUACCAGCUUUUUCUUUAACAGAACUAGGAUUGUGUUCCUGUAUAGUAGCAUAAUCUCAUUGAAAUGUAAAUGCACUACAAUUGCACUGUGUCAUUCAUUGCUAUUAAUUGAAUGUAAAAAGAAGAAAAUAUACUUCGUACCUGUUGUCAGAUGGUAUAAAUAAAAACAAGUAAAAAAAAAAA
Molecule: messenger RNA, 1873 nt
Organism: Micropterus salmoides (largemouth bass)
Lineage: Eukaryota; Metazoa; Chordata; Actinopteri; Centrarchiformes; Centrarchidae
Gene: clul1
Product: clusterin-like 1 (retinal)
Exons: 9
Coding region: 273-1667 (464 amino acids)
Source: RefSeq, a predicted model, not a curated record